AUGGCGGAGCGCGCCGAGCGCCGGCCGCGCCGCGGGCCCGCGCCCAUCGCGUCCUUCGACCACGACUACUCGGACGACGUGAGCGCCGCGCCGCGCGCGCCGCCCGCGCCCUCGCCCGCCCCGCCCUCGCCCGCGCCCUCGCCCUCGCCCGCCCCGCCCUCGCAGCCCAGUCCGGAGAGCGGCCUGGCGCCGCCCGCCGCGCCGCGCAUCGACAUCUCGCGCGCCUCCAGCUCCAGCCACCACGACUCGCGCGACUCCUCGCCCGAGCUGGCGCUGCUCGCGGCCGACGGCGCGCCCGGCGGCUUCCGCGAGGACGGCGCGCUCGAGCUGCGCGCCUCCACCGAGGAGCUGGCCUUCCUGGAGCCCGCGCCCGAGCCGCGCGCCGGCCCGCCCCGCCGGCGCCGCGACAGCCAGGGCUCCGAGGCGGCGCUGCUGGGCGUGUCGGGCCGCACCAGCCGCCUGUCCAGCGUGGGCUCGCAGUGCUCGGCGGUGUCGGCGCUGUCGGGCCUGAGCCGCGCCUCGCACCUGUCGGCGCUGUCGGGCGCGUCGCGCUCGCCCUCGCCGCACCGCAUGCUGCUGGAGACGUCGUUCUGCGGGCCCAAGCCUAUCGACACCGACCCCGAGCUGUGCGCCGCCGCCGUGGAGCGGCGCCUGCUGCGGAGCGCGCAGCCGGGGCCCGCGCACCCGACGGCGUCGACGCCCGCGGCUGCGCCCGCACCCGCGACCGCGGCGCCCGCCUCGGCGCCGGCGCCCACGCUCGCACCGGCGCCCACGCCAGACGCGCGCGACCGGCGCGAGGUGCGCACGCGCGUCACGCUCGAGAACGCGCGCCCAGCCAGCGCGCCGCGAAUCCUCGCUCCCGCUUCCGCCUCCGCGCCCGCCUCCGCGCCCGCCUCCGCACCCGCCUCCGCACCCGCGCCCGCCUGCGCCGCGCUCGACGACGACAAGCAGCUGAAGGAGACGCGCAACCGUGCCACGGUGCAGCAACGGCGAGCGCGCUCGCGGGAACGCGAGGAGCCCGAGGUGCGCCGGCCGGACAACCAGACCAAGGACAUCAUUAGGAUAAGGCUCAAGCCCGACGACGAGUACGACCCCGACGACGAAGACGCCGGUCCUAGCGCGCCGCCCGGCCCCGAGCCGGCGCGCAAGCCGGGCUCUCUGCAGCUGGGCCUGCCCGUGAGCCCGCAGGCGCCGCGCCGGCCGCGCGACAGCCGCACGCCGUCCCCCAGCGGCGCGCCGGUGUCCCGGAAAUCUUCCUUCUGCUCCCUGUUCAAGUCCCGCGAGACCAUCGCGUCGCCCGACUCCCCGUCCGACGCCCUGCGCCGCAAGAAGAGUCUCAACGAGGGCCGCUCGAGAAGCAAGAGCCGGGACCGCUCGGCCACGCCCACUUCCGCGGGGAAAAUCAAAGGCUCCGUGCUGUCCCUCUUCAAGACGCCGCGGAAGAGCAUCGCCUCGCCGUCGCCGGGCUCGCGCGACGCGUCGCCGGGCGUGCAGCCGCGCCCGUUCCCGCAGCCGCCGCCCGACCGCCGGCGCGCGGAGAAGCUGAAGUACUACGAGGAGGCCGCGAGCGGCAUCAUACACAUCCCUCUGCGCACGCCGCCCGACGAGCUCGACCGGCCCGACUCCCCGCCCGAGCGCGCGCGCCCCGCCUCGGCGCCGCAGCCGCGCAGCGCGCCCGCCGCCCCGGCCUCCGCCGCCGCCCCGGCACCCGCGCCCCCGCGGCGCACCGUGCUGCCCGACGGCAGCAUCAUCAUCCCGCUGCACUCGCCCACGGAGAAGACCACCGGCACGAGCGUUCCGUCCACCUCCAGGAGUGAACCCGCUGCAACGUUUGAGCAGACGCCGGAGUCGGAGAGCGAGCUUCCCUCGGGCGGGCCCGAGCCGGACGUCCGCCCCUCCUCCCCGGAACCCGACGCGAGCGCCCACGGCGUCGCGGAGCCCGCCCCGGAUCCCGCGCCGGAACGCUCGCCGCCCGCGGACCCGGUGGCGGAGCCCGCGCGCAGGAAGGAGAGGAUCCUGUUCACGACGCACGUGGGGAGCAAGGAGCAGGUGUUCUGCACGCAGUUCAGCAUCACCAAAACGCCCAGCGUUACCAGCGAAAUAUCGGAGUCGAUUCCAAGUUUCCCGGAGAGCGAGGAGGUCCGGCCGAGCGAGCCGCCUCGGCCGGGCUCGGCGCGCUCCGGUAGUGCCAGCCCGCCGGGCUCGGCGCGCGAUUCGUCCGGCUCGGAGGCGGGCUCGGACGCAACGCGAGGUGGCAGCGAGGCGGAGCGGCGCGGGCUGGUGGUGCAGGAGUCAUUCGAGGAGCUGCCCUACGUUCCCACCACUCUACCACUGGAGCGCUCGCUGGCGCUGCCCAUGGUGCCGGUGCGCGAACGCGGCGGCGUGGCCGUGGCCGCGCUCCAGCGCCCGCGCGCCGCACGCUGCCCGGCGCCGCUGCGCUCGCCCGCGCUGCCCGCGCCGCCCGCGCUGCCCGCGCCCUCGCUGCCGGCGCCCGGCGCGCCCGACGCCGCGCGGCUGCACAUCCGCCUGCCGCGGAGGGCGCGCGCCGCGUCCAGCGACAGCGCGGCGCCGCCCCCGCGGGCCGAGCGCGCGCGCUCGCGCAGCGGCGGCGACGGUGAGUGUCCGGCGCCGGGCGCGCGCGCGCCGGGCGCCUGGGUCGACUUCUCGGAGGUGCCGGAGCGGCGCAAGCAGGCCAAGCGCAUCCAGACGCUGCCGGCGGCGCGCGACGCGGUGCUGGUGAGCUACGUGCCGCCCGAGCGCUGCCGCUGCGAGUGCCACGCGCACGCCGCGCCGCCCGACGACGAGCUGCCGCUGCUGAGCGCGGCGGGCGCGGCGGCCGAGCCCGAGCCGGAGCCGCGCCACAACCACGCGGAGCCGACGCUGCAGAAAAGUGUGCGAGUUGAGCUGACAGGCGGCAUCAUGAUGGCAGUUGCUGGUGUGGAGCGGGGAGGCUGCCGCGGCGCCGGGCCGGCCGCGCUGACGCCGCCCGCCCCCCCUCGCCGCGCCCGCCGACUUCCAACUUGA
Molecule: messenger RNA, 3024 nt
Organism: Pararge aegeria (speckled wood butterfly)
Lineage: Eukaryota; Metazoa; Arthropoda; Insecta; Lepidoptera; Nymphalidae
Product: nascent polypeptide-associated complex subunit alpha, muscle-specific form-like
Exons: 4
Coding region: 1-3024 (1007 amino acids)
Source: RefSeq, a predicted model, not a curated record